Molecule: messenger RNA, 1020 nt
Organism: Entrophospora candida
Lineage: Eukaryota; Fungi; Glomeromycota; Glomeromycetes; Entrophosporales; Entrophosporaceae
Source: the annotation of a GenBank genome assembly
AUGCUACUUUUUGACUCUGAAAGAAAACAAAAACAUCAAGUUCGAUACACCGAAUUUCAAGCAAUUGUUUUAGCAGGUUAUGGUAACAGACUUUAUCCACUCACCGAAGAUAAUAAUGUACCAAAAGCAUUAUUGCCGAUUGCCAAUAAGCCAAUGCUUUACUAUGUUUUGGACUGGUUAGAAAGAGCAGGAAUUUUUGAUGUAAUCAUUAUCACGGAAUCAAAUGGAGAGUAUAAGAUAGGACAAUAUAUUAAGAAUGUGUAUGAAGGAAAAUUAAAACCGAUUUUGGAAGUUGUGAAAGAAGAUGUUGGUACUGCUGAUAAUGAUUUUAUAAUAAUAAGUUGUGAUUUAAUUUUGGAUUUGCCACCACAUCAAUUAUUGGAUUAUCAUCGAAAGCAUAAUCCUACUUUUACGGCACUUUAUUCCGAACCAAAAAAAUCAGAAGGUGUAACAGGAGGUAGCGGUGGAAGUAGUGGUUGUAAAGAUGAUGUUAAGCAGUUUGUUGGUGUUGACGUAACAAAAUCACGUUUAGUUUAUCUUGCAUCGAGUGCAGAUUUGGAUGAAGAACUUUCUGUGCGUAUGUCACUAUUAUGGAAAUUUCCACGUUUAAAUAUUCUUACAAAAUUACAAGAUUCGCAUCUUUACAUUUUUAAAAGAUGGGUGAUUGAUUUAAUCGUGAAUAAAAAAUCAAUAUCUAGCAUACGUGAACAACUCAUUCCAUUAUUAGUGAAAUGUCAAUAUCAAAAAAAAUUAAUCGAUAAAGAAGGAAUCAAUGAAUUUGCCAAAACUCAAGAUUCUCAAAAAAUGACUAAAAUACGUACAGAAACUCGUGUCUCACAAUCUGCAGUAAUCAGCCCAAAAACACAAGUUGGAUCGGAUUCUUUGGUAGGUGAUGAUACCAAGAUUGACGAUCGUACCUCCAUAAAACGAUCAACAAUUGGUACACAUUGUGUUAUUGGAAAAAAUGUGAAAAUAUCAAAUUCGGUUAUAAUGGAUCAUGUAAUUAUAGAAGACAAGUAA